Molecule: messenger RNA, 2408 nt
Organism: Phragmites australis (common reed)
Lineage: Eukaryota; Viridiplantae; Streptophyta; Magnoliopsida; Poales; Poaceae
Product: NAC domain-containing protein 54-like
Exons: 7
Coding region: 204-2222 (672 amino acids)
Biological process (GO): regulation of DNA-templated transcription
Molecular function (GO): DNA binding
Source: RefSeq, a predicted model, not a curated record
CUCUCUCCUUCCUCUCAUGCAUCUGCCAUUGGCCCAUAGCACCAAGGUUUUGUACAUUGUAGCUGAUCAUUCCUUCAUAUAGCUAGUUGAGCAAGGUUGGUGUGGCUGUCCACAUUUUUGCCUCGGAUAGCCUUGCCAGCUGCCUGCCAAGCUCUAACCACACUUUUGCUGCGAGAGUAUUGAGAGGAACGGCAGAGAAAACAAUGGCGGCCGUCAGUUUGCCUCCUGGUUUCAGGUUCCACCCCACUGAUGAGGAACUUAUCAUCUACUACCUUAAGAGGAAGAUCAACGGGCGACAGAUAGAGCUCGAAAUCAUUCCGGAGGUUGAUCUCUACAAGUGCGAGCCCUGGGAUUUGCCAGAAAAAUCCUUCCUUCCGAGCAAAGACCUUGAAUGGUAUUUCUUCAGCCCUCGAGACCGUAAGUACCCAAAUGGGUCAAGGACAAACCGUGCAACGAAAUCUGGAUACUGGAAGGCAACUGGGAAGGACAGAAAAGUGAACUCGCAUAAGCGUGCAGUUGGUAUGAAGAAGACCUUGGUGUACUACCGUGGCCGAGCUCCACAUGGUUCUCGAACUGGCUGGGUCAUGCAUGAAUACCGCCUUGAUGAGAGGGAAUGCGAGACUGACACUGGCUUACAGGACGCGUACGCAUUGUGCCGAGUGUUCAAGAAGACAGGGCCCGGGCCAAAAAUCAUAGAGCAUUACGGCGUAGUGCGCCACCACGACGAGCAACCUCAGUGGAUGGCAAGCAGCAGUGUCGACCGCUCCCCGACGCUGGACCUGUCCUGUGAUGUUAGAGGUGAUGAGUUUGAGAGCAGCAGUUUCUCGUUCCCGACAGAGGCCCCGAUGGACUCCAUGCAUGGUGGGUUCGGGAUGCAGAUGAGUGCACCUCACGAGGAUGGAAAAUGGAUGCAAUUCCUAAGCGAAGACGCCUUUAACGCCACCAAUCCAUUCUUCAUGAAUCCAGCUUCUUCCAAGGUGAAUGUUGAACUGGAGUGCGCAAGGCUGCAGCAUAGGCUCUCCUUGCCUCCCCUGGAGGGAGAGGACUUCCCACAGGACGUCAGCCUCGACUCAAAGACGAGCGUACUCCGCUGCAACCCCAACGAGUUUGACAUACUUCAAGAGUUCCAGUUCGUCGCGUCAGCUGCGCAGGAGCUAAUCAACGGCUCCAGCAGCAGCUACCCUUUAGAAAUGUGGCCAGGCGCCGGCACAAGCAGUGCCGGCACGCACUACAUCAAUGAGCUGUCCUCCCUCGUUGAGCUCGGGGUGAAGGCAAAAGAGGAGGCCGACAAUUUCUACCAUAUGGGCUGCGUUGCUACUUCUGCAGGCUUCGCCUCGAAGUCGGGCCAUGUCGAUGAACCGGUUAGGUUAAUGGUUGAGAUCGCUGACAUGGAGGAGGAAUUCAAUGAAGAGAAGAAGCAAGUGGAGAACCUUAGAGGAGUGAGGUUGCACAACAAUGACCUUGGAGAGAUUGUUGUAGAAGGAGAUGAAAGCAAUCCAACGACGGAAUGCAUUACACAAUAUCCCAUAACAGACACUGCUGACAAUUCAGGAGAAGCCGGUCACCUGACCGAUCUCACUGACGCAGGCGGCCUAGACACUGCCCCCAUCUUCUCGCAAUCUCAACCUGACGACUUUGCUACUGGCUUCGACGACGCCGACCCUAACGCAUCCUUUGACCUAUACGAAAAGGUUGACGUCAAGCAUGGGCUCUUCGUCUCAAGGGUCGGCGCGGCGAAGACAUUCUUCCACCGCGUUGAGUCAUUGAAGAAGGUCAGCUUCCACUUGAAUCCCGUAGCAAGCGAUGUCAGCAAGGCGAUCGAGAAGUUGCAUUUCCCCAUUAGUGUUACGACCAAAGUUAGUGGCAGGGUUUCCAUUUUUAGCAAGUUCAAGGCGCUCAUCAGGGACAGAUUAUUCCUGAUGAAGCCGUCAUCAUACCAAAGGUCCUUAGGCCGCAGCAAAGAAACAGCAGCAGCGAGUGAGCUACUGCAGAUUGUGUCACUCCUUUUAACACCAAAAGAAGUCACAGGCCCUGCUACUGAGCAAGAUUUGGUCAAGAAGAAGGCGAAGAAAGUGAUGAAGCCGGGAUCCAGUGAUAGAAGCAAUGUGUGGCUUGUUCCACUCUCCAAGGGGAGCAAAGGCAUUUCCAGCAUGUUUUUUAGUGGGAAAUGGGCAUUUCUGACAUCUGCAUUGGCUAUCCGCACUCCAGGGUGCAAUCACUGAAAGGUCUUUCUCGUGACUACAUGUAAAAAUACGGCUGCUAUUAUGUAUGCUAGAAACUCUCGGUAUCCGGUGCCUAGUGUAAAAAUUAUUUGGUGUGAAACUGGAUAAUGUAUUCAUUAUUUGUUCGUUCAUGUACGUAUUGACGUGUCUGUAGUCCAACCCUGUUGUAUAUCAAAAUAUUUAUGA